UUGGAUAAGUACAUGGUUGUUUCUUCCGUACGAAUGUUUCUUCUACUUCGUGGUGGCUUCGGACUCAUCAAACUUUGCACCCGUCAAUACAAUCCGCUGUUGAUCGAUUCCUUUCAUGAACAGAAAUUGAAUUAGGCAAAUGCCCAAACACGCACACGUACCCCACAGCCGCGUUCUUCCCACAUAGAAUCUUCAACGCCAUUCCUUUCUACUUUCUAUAUAUACACGCCGCACCACUUCCUCUCAUCACAAUUCACCAUCUUCUCUACUCUCCAUCAAAUCCUCUGUUACAAUUCACAACUCUUCAUCUUUCCCCUCAUAUAUAAUUCCUUCGCCACAUUCAAGCAUGGCCGAUAAGCAACCCCAGUUGAACGGUGCGUUUUACGGUCCCGCCAUUCCCCCAGCGGAGCAACCACGCUACCGCCACCACCACCAUCGCGGCCGAAGCUGUUGUUGCUGCCUCUUCGGAAUCUUCUGGAAGAUUCUGGUAGCACUCGUCGUCCUCGCUGGCCUCGCGAUUCUCAUCUUCUGGCUCGUUGUUCAACCCCGGUCAUUCAAGUUCUACGUCACUGAAGCCAACCUAAAGCAAUUCGAAUACUACAGCAACAACAACACCCUCCACUACGACAUGGUGCUAAACUUCACUGCCCGCAACCCCAACAAGAAGCUCAGCAUCUACUACGACAAAGUGGAGGCCGUGGCAUUCUACGAGGGUACGAGGUUCGCUAAUUAUGACGUCAUCACACACUUGAACUCCUUUCGACAGUACAAGAAGACCACGAGCCCCAUGAGCGCCGUUUUCACAGGCCCUAGAGUGGUCAUGCUCGACAAUGAUCAAGUCUCUAAGCUCAACCAAGACAAGAUAGAUGGAGUUUAUGAUAUUUAUGUGAGGCUAUACUUCAGGAUUAGGUACAGGCUCGGCGAUGUGAAAUCUGGCGACUACAAGCCCAAGGUUAAAUGUGACCUUAGGGUUCCCUUCACAUCUAACAAUACCGUAACUCUGUUUGUGCCCACCAAGUGCAAGGUCGAUUACUAGGGACUGCACAUUAUAUUCCAUGGAUUUGUUCUUUGGAAUUUUCUUUCUUUACCCAUUUUUUUAAUUCUAAUAAUUAAUCCUAUGUGAUAUUUAUCAUUAUUCGAUUCAUUCUUUGACUACAUGUUGUAAUAAUGGAUACUUUUCCCUGCAAUAAACUUACUUUU
Molecule: messenger RNA, 1200 nt
Organism: Abrus precatorius (Indian licorice)
Lineage: Eukaryota; Viridiplantae; Streptophyta; Magnoliopsida; Fabales; Fabaceae
Product: NDR1/HIN1-like protein 10
Exons: 1
Coding region: 347-1036 (229 amino acids)
Biological process (GO): defense response to other organism
Source: RefSeq, a predicted model, not a curated record